Molecule: messenger RNA, 1122 nt
Organism: Daktulosphaira vitifoliae (grape phylloxera)
Lineage: Eukaryota; Metazoa; Arthropoda; Insecta; Hemiptera; Phylloxeridae
Product: alpha-latrotoxin-Lg1a-like
Exons: 1
Coding region: 1-1122 (373 amino acids)
Source: RefSeq, a predicted model, not a curated record
AUGUAUGAUAGUUUAAAAGAACAACCUCCAAUAAAUUUGGAACGUUGUUGCGAAAAUGUAUUAGAACAUAUACAACUAAUUACGACUAUGACUACUAAAGAGAAAAUCUUAAGUUUUUUUCAAUCUUCUUCUAAAUGGUUAGAAAUUGAGCAUGAACACUAUGGAAAGACUACUGCGACUUGUAUUGCUGCUGAAAACGGACAUUUAGACUGUUUAAAGUAUGCACAUAAAAAUUUUUGCCCUUGGGGUAAUGGAACUACUGCAGCGGCUGCUAAAACUGGUAAUAUAGAGUGUUUAAAGUAUGCCAGGGAAAAUGGCUGUCCAUGGGAUGACAAUACUACUACAGAAGCAUCUAGAAAUGGACAUUUAGAAUGUUUAAGCUAUGCUCAUGGAAAUGGUUGUAUUUGGGGUGGUCUUACAAUGGCAAGAGCAGCUGAAAAUGGACAUUUAGAUUGUUUAAAGUAUGCACAUAUAAAUGGAUGCGAUUGGUACACUGAUUCCUCAGGAUCUGAUAUAUUAGAUAUUUAUUAUAUAACAGAUGUUUACCCUGAUAUACCAUUAGUCACAUUUCUAGCAUCUUCAAAUGGUCAUUUAGACUGUUUAAAGUAUGCACAUGAAAAUGGUUGUAAAUGGGAUCGUCGAACUACUGAAAUUGCUGCUGAAAACGGACAUAUACACUGUUUAAAGUAUGCAUAUGAAAAUGGGUGUACAAUGAGGUCAUUUACUUCUGAUUCAGCAGCCGCUAUGGGACAUAUAGACUGUUUGAUAUAUGCUCUUCAUAAUACUGUUUCAGAUUUUCAUGACCGAUUAGACUGUGUGACCAUUAUGGCUGCCUUAUAUGGACAAUUGGAAUGUUUAAUAUAUGCACAUAAAAAUGGGUGUCCAUGGGAUGAACGUACUACUGCUGCAGCUGCUGAAAACGGUCAUGUACACUGUUUAAAGUAUGCAUAUGAAAAUGGGUGUCCAUGGAAUCAUGAAGUUGUUGAAGUAGCUACUCAAAAAAAACACAAAGACUGUUUAGAAUAUGCACGUAAAAAUAGGUGUCCAAUAAAUGAAAAAGAAACUAUUUUAUUAAAAUACAGAAAAAUAGGUAUAAAGCUGAGUUAUAAAAAAAAGUUUUAA